Molecule: messenger RNA, 802 nt
Organism: Gilbertella persicaria
Lineage: Eukaryota; Fungi; Mucoromycota; Mucoromycetes; Mucorales; Choanephoraceae
Product: eukaryotic translation initiation factor 3 subunit J
Exons: 4
Coding region: 50-757 (235 amino acids)
Cellular component (GO): eukaryotic translation initiation factor 3 complex; cytoplasm
Molecular function (GO): translation initiation factor activity
Source: RefSeq, a predicted model, not a curated record
UUUUUUUUCUUUGUUUUUUUUUUGUUGUUAUUAUCAAACACGCUACACUAUGAGUGAUUGGGAGGACGAAAUCGAUGUUCAAAUUGCUGUUCCCAAAAAGAACCAAUGGGAUGACGAAGAUGCCGAAGACAAUGUCAAAGAGUCUUGGGAAGAUUCAGACCAAGAAGAAACCGAAAUGCCCAAGAAAGCUGCACCUGUCAUCAAAAAGAAAGUGCCCUUAAAGCAAAAGAUUGCCGAGAAACAAGCUGCUGAAGAACAAAAAAAGAAGGAAUUAGAAGCUAAAAAGUUGGCCAAAGAACAAGAACCUGAAGAAAGUGACUAUGAACGUUUGCAACGUUUGCGUCGUUUGGAAUUAGAGGCUGAUAUGGCCAAUGCUACAGACCUUUUCUCGGGCGUCACGGUUGCUGACAUGAAGGAUAAGCCUAUUGAAGAAUGGAAGCCCAAGAACCGUGUUGAAUUGGAUGCUUACCGCAAGAAAGUGGUGGAGAUUGUCACAGCUGCUUCUAAAUCCAUCAACUAUGGUUGGUUUAUUGAUGAACUGUUACACGACAUUGCUUAUCCCUUAAAGGACACAGAAGUCAAAAAAGUAGCUUCUUCUUUGACUGUCAUUGCAAAUGAAAAACAACGAUUGGCUAAAGAAGCAACCAAGAAGGGCAAGACAAAGGGAAAGCCUCAAUUGGUAGCUGCUGGUAAGAAUGCUGCUGCUGAUGAUCGAUAUGGUGAUAAUGACUAUGAUGACUAUGAUGACUUUAUGUAACUUUUUUUUUUUUUUUUUAAUAAAGUGACUCUCUUUUUUUCAUUA